Molecule: messenger RNA, 5108 nt
Organism: Scleropages formosus (Asian bonytongue)
Lineage: Eukaryota; Metazoa; Chordata; Actinopteri; Osteoglossiformes; Osteoglossidae
Product: complement C3-like
Cellular component (GO): extracellular region
Molecular function (GO): protein binding; endopeptidase inhibitor activity
Source: RefSeq, a predicted model, not a curated record
UCUUCCAGAGAACAUGAUGGCUUCGGUGCUUUGCUCGGUCAUCUUGAUGCUCCUCUGCCUUGGCUCAGCCUGCCUGGGUGAACCGCUGCAUCUGAUGGUGGCUCCUAAUAUCUUGCGGACUGACAACGACCAGAGUGUGUACCUAGAAGCCCAGGGUUACAAAGGGAAUGCUCCUGUUCCUGUCACUGUUGAAGUUUUAAACUUUCCACAGAAAAGCCGUGUUCUCUGCACUAGAAAUGUGGUUCUUGACAGCAGCACGAAGUUCCAGAGCAUUGUUAAAAUAAGGAUUGCGAAAACUGAUUUUGAAAUAGAUGAAAACAAUCCCAAGAGAAACCGUUAUGUGUAUUUACAAGCAACGUUUAAUGACGAACACAAGGUACAGUCAGAGAUAUUGGUGUCCUUCCACUCAAGUUAUGUUUUCGUCCAGACUGAUAAGCCAAUAUACAAUCCCUCAGAGAAUGUGCAAUACAGAAUGUUUGUCACUAAUACAGACGCCAAAUCUGUCGACAGCACGGUGACAGUCCAGAUAAAGAACUCAGAAGGAAUUGUUGUGAAUGGGGAGCCAAGAAUGAAAGUAGAGAAUGGGAUGCUCAGCAAAACUUACACUCUACCCGACGUCCUCGAAAAGGAGGGGACUUGGACCAUAGAGGUGCAGCUGCCCAAACAUCCAGAAAACCUCUUUUCCACUCAGUUUGAUGUGAAAAAACACGUGCUGCCGACCUUUGCUGUGACUUUAACACCAAGAAAUAAGUUUUUCCAUGUAACCGAAAAGGAACUGAACGUGGACAUAGAGGCCAGGUACUUGUUUGAUAAUGAGGUUCAGGGCAAUGUUUAUGUAUUAUUUGGAGUUCUCCGAAAAAAUGGGAUGCGAGAGAACUUCCAAUCAACUCUGAAGAGGGAAACAUUAAAGGAUGGAAAAGCAUUGGCUACUUUAAAAAGGGAGGAUAUCAAACCAGCAGUUGAUGAAUUGUUGGGUGAUUCGAUCUACAUUAGAGCUCAGGUCAUCACAAGCACAGGCAGUGAUAUCGUAGAUGCUGAAGCUACAGUCAAGGUGGUUAAAUCUCCCUACAGAAUACUUUUCCCCAAGUCAUCCAGAUACUUUAAACCUGGCUUCCCUUUCAGUCUUUAUACAAAAGUGAUCCUAUCAGAUGGCUCUCCAGCAGAACAAGUGCGCUUGAAAUGUGACGGCAUGGACGUGGUUGUAAAUACCAACAAGCGUGGAGUUGCUGUGUUUAGUGUUAACACAAAUGAAGCGGAACAGAAAAAGUUGGUGACAAUAAAAACUGCUGUCUCCGACAUGCCAGACAGUUACCAGACAGAGGAGCAGAUAACUUUGUACGCCUUUCAAAAAAAACUUGCGAAAGAGUAUCUACACCUCAGUUUUGGGGAAACCUCAGCUAAACCGGAUGGGCAUAUUCAAAUCACCAUCAGUUUCAACGAGCAACAGCUGAUGGCAGAAUAUGUCUCCUACAUGGUGGUGAGCAGGGGCCAGAUAAUUAAGGCAAAUAAGUGGUCUGUCACUGGGAGCAGGCAGAUAAAAGAGAUGCUAGAGGUCAGCAGAGACAUGAUCCCCUCAUUCCGACUUGUAGCCUUCUACACCGUUUCCAACCACAACGAAGUGAUUUCUGACUCUCUGUGGGUGGAUGUAGAGGACAUGUGCCAGGGCAAGCUCGAACUGUCAAUUCACCGGCAGAGGCCAGAAUACACUCCGAAGGCUACCGUGAAACUCCGGGUGAAAGGGGAUCCAGGGGCCUUGGUGGGCCUAGGGAUUGUGGAUAAGGCUGCCUUGACACUGAGCAACAAAGGCAUCCUCACCCAGGCUAAGAUUUGGGAUACUAUAGAGGACCAAGACAUUGGAUGCACCAGGGGAGGGGGAAAGGAUAACAUGGGCAUUUUCACAGAUGCGGGGCUUGUCUUUGCCUCGAGUGCAGGAGAGAAGACGAUGCCCAGGCAAAGUCAUACAUGCAGUUCUAAUGAUGCUCUUCAGAGGAAACACAGAUCAGCCACCUUGACAGAAAUGAAACUAGAACUGGAAAACCGCUACAAUGAUAAUCUGCUGAAGAAGUGCUGCCAUGAUGGCAUGAUAGAGUUUCCUUUGGAAUACUCCUGUGAGAAGAGGUCUUCCUACAUCUCAGAAUCCCAUGAGUGUGUGGAGGUAUUCCUGCACUGUUGUCACGAUAUACAGAACAAAAAAAAGCACUACAACGUCCAAGAACUGAGUCUGUCCCGCACCAGUGAAAGUGACUUUGACGAAUCUUCAAUUUAUGUCAGAUCCAAAUUUGAAGUCAGCUGGAUGUGGAAAACUAUUUCCCUUAAUGAAAAUAUAGGACCAGAUGGACUUGUUACGUACCAAGAGGAUGUACCCCUGAAGGACUCCAUCACUCAGUGGAAGAUCAUGGCCAUCAGCGCUUCCCUCUCUAAAGGCGUGUGUGUUGCAGACCCCAUGUACAUUACUGUUAAGAAACGUUUCUUUGUGGACCUGCGCUUGCCGUACUCUGUCGUGAACAAAGAACAAGUGAACAUUAAAGCAGUCUUGCACAACUAUUAUGAAGAGAAUAUAAAAUUCACAGUGGAGCUCUUGAGAAAUGAGUUUGUGUGCAGCGAGGCCAGUACCAGUGGAAAGACUCAAAAGACAGUAGAUGUACCCUCUUACUCCAGUAGCUUGGUGCAGUUUACUGUCAUUCCCUUGAAGGUGGGUUUGCACAGUAUCAAAGUACGUGCCUUCAACAGGGAGUACGAAGCUGGGGAUGCCAUUGAGAAACUACUGCUGGUCGCGGCAGAGGGAGUGGAAACAUUCAAGAAGACUGUGAAGAUUUUGAAUCCCUCCAUCAAAGGUGGGAUACAGAGGGAAGAGUUUUCGCUGCCAUCGCUGGAAAGGAUAGUUCCAGGCUUAGACCCCACAAGCUAUAUUACUGUUCUAGGUGAUGAGCUGGCAGACACAUUGGAGAACUCACUAAGUGGACAUGUUCUGAGCAAGCUCAUUAAGAUGCCUGGUGGCUGUGUGGAGCAGAACCUGGCCUCCAUGGCAUCCCCAGUGAUUGCCACCCACUACCUGGACAGUUCCAAUGCCUGGGAGAGUGUAGGUGUACAGAAGAGAGAGGAAGCACUCUCCUAUAUCCGAAAAGGUUAUGAAAAACAACUUCAGUACCGCAAUUCAGAUGAUUCAUACCCCCCUUAUGGAGGAUUGUAUCCGAGCACAUGGGUGACUGCGUACACGGCCAAAGUGUUCGCCGUGGCUUACCCGUUUGGCCAUGUUGAUGGCAAUCGCGUUUGCCGGCCAAUUGCAUUCCUAAUACAGCACAAACAGACACCUAAUGGCUACUUUGAAAAAGGAGCUUCAGUGUAUGAUUCCACGCUCAUGGGUGGGGCCAAAGAUGAAGAAGCUCCAGGACUCACUGCCUUUGUUCUGAUAGCCAUGAAGGAAGCCCAGCAGAUCUGUGAUCAAGGAGUCCCAAACAUCCACAGCAGCAUGUCAAAGGCAUCAGAUUAUUUGCUUAAUCUACUGCCAGGACUGUCAAGCCCUUACAUUUUGGCCAUAGCUUCCUAUGCCUUAGGACUUUAUGGAACACCCAAGGAGACUCUGAUGAACUACCUGAAGAAGGCUGACUCUUCUGAUGAGUUUAAUAAACCUACAGUUAUUGAAUCGCUGAUUGAGGCCAAAGGCUAUAUCCUGCUAGCCUUGCUGAAGCUGGAUGAGCUGGAGAUGGCUGCCUCUGUGAGUCAGUGGCUCAUGGAGAAGGCCAGUGCACAAGGCCAGUUUGGCUCCACUCAGAGUACCAUGGUGGUGUUCCAGGCUCUGGCACAGUAUAAGCUGCAAGAACCCAGGAAACCAGCGAAAAACUUGAAUGUGAAGCUGUCCAUCAAGGGAAGGAGUCGACCAGUACAGUGGACAUUCACCAGAAACACCUGGUUUGCUUCCCGAUCUGAAAAGGUUCACAAGCUUACAAACUUCAUACUGGAGGCAGAGGGCAGUGGAACUGGCAAGAUUGUGUUUUUAACAGUGUACAAUGCAAUCCCCAAACAAGAGGAGUCAUGUGAGAGUUAUGAGAUGGAUGUCCAGAUUAAGCCUGUACCACGAGCUGAUGUACAGGAUAAAUAUGGUAUAUCCGUAGCUCAAGACACGAAUAUUUACGAGCUGAAAAUCUGUCUCAGGCUGCUGCCAGGAACCCCAGAAACAAUGACAAUUUUGGAUGUUUCAAUUCCCUCUGGUUUUGUUCCAUCCUGGACUGAACUAGAAAUGCUGAAAAAACGGGUGGACAAGUUGAUUGACUAUUACAGUUUUGAUGAAGAACUGUCAUCCAAAGGGUCACUUAUCAUUCAUCUCUACAAGAUGCCUCGGGAUUUCCAGCACUGUGUGCCAGUACUGCUUUUCCAGGAAUAUAUUGUGGGUCUGCUCCAGCCAUCCACUGUCACAGCAUAUUCCUAUUACAACAAGGAAAAGAACUGCACAAAGUUGUACCAUCCUGCAGGAAACAGCACACAGCUGAGCACCAUCUGCAUUGGAGAUGUGUGCAAAUGUGCUGAAAAAAGCUGCCCGUCAGUCAAUAUACAGAGGAUCGACAUACAACAGCCUGCAGUACAACCAAACAUGUUUAUCAGAUCAGUAAUUGGAAUUCAGCAUGACCAAAUACAAGACAAGUAUAUCAUGGAGAUUGAAAAGCCUGUUAAAUUAGGUGAAGACAUAGUAAAACAGGGGGACAAGCGAACAUUUGUCGCCCACAUCAGCUGCAGGAAGGUGCUGAAUCUGAAGCAAAAUCAGAAGGUACUGAUCAUUGGACACCCAAACAAUAUCCUGAAGACAUCAAAAGGAGAGUUCUACUACUUGCUCUCAGCUGACACCUGGCUGGAGCCAAUACCCAGCAGCACAGAAUGCCAGGGAGCUCAGAAGACAGCUUGCCUCGCAAUACAAGAGUUCUUAAUUGAACUUGAGUUGUUUGGCUGCCCCCUGUGAUUUAUACCCCCCCCCCCCCCCACAUCACUCAUUUCAUCAAACUUCAGUUAAUGUACUGACCCUGCCUUUUAUCCUCUCACCCCCCAUCACCAUUUCCACAAAGGGUUAACUUUCCUUUUUGUAAAAUGUAAUAGUAUGCUACAGUAAAACAAUAAAA